CUCUCUCUCUCUCUCUCUCGAGAAAACCACUGAAAAAAUAUCAGACCACCAACAAACCAUCUCUCUCUCUCUCUCUCUAAAAGGAAGAACAGGAUCACGAACAUGCUUCUCCGUCAGCCAUUACCUACUCGCUUCCCCCCUCUUCACUCAACCAAUCCCUUUCUCCACCACCACCACCGCCCAAUCUCCCACCGCCCACUUUCCCCCGCCAUAACCACCGCUGCCUCCACUAGAACCUCCCUCUACUCCACCCACCUCCACCUCACCACCGACGAAUCCUCCGACGACGACGAAAACGACAUCGCGUCCCUCAAGAACCGCCGCUACGACUUCACUCCCCUCCUCGACUUCCUCUCCACCGCCGCCGCCCCGUCAGACUCCACCUCACCGUCUUCCCCGGCGUCACUGGACCCCACCGAGCUCAGCCUCGUCGAGUCCUACCGGUCCGUACCGGCCCCACUCUGGCACUCCCUCCUUAAAAAUCUCUCCUCAUCAAACAACUCCUCCAUCCAAACCGCUUACUCCCUCGUCACGUGGCUCCAGAGACACAAUCUCUGUUUCUCGUUCGAAUUGCUCUACUCGAUCCUCAUCCACGCCCUAGGCCGCUCCGAGAAGCUCUACGAAGCCUUUUUACUCUCUCAAAAACAAGCUUUGACGCCGUUCACUUAUAACGCCCUGAUUGGGGCCUGCGCUCGCAACGAUGACCUCGAAAAAGCCCUGAAUUUAAUGGAGAGGAUGCGUCGCGACGGGUACCAAUCGGAUUUUGUCAAUUAUAGCUUGGUAAUUCAGUCGCUAACGCGACGCAAAGAGAUUGACUCGGGGAUGUUGGAGAAGCUGUAUGAGGAUAUUGAGUCGGAUAAUAUCGAACUAGAUGCACAGCUGUUGAAUGAUAUUAUUGUUGGGUUUGCAAAGGCUGGGGACGCGGAUAAGGCUAUGUACUUCUUGGCUGUGAUACAGGGGAAUGGGUUGAGUGCGAAAACGGCUACUACUGUUGCUGUUAUAUCUGUGUUGGGGGAUACUGGGAGGACGCACGAGGCAGAGGCGGUUUUCGAGGAGUUGAAGGAAGGUGGAUUGAAGCCUAGGGCACGAGCUUAUAAUGCACUUCUUAAGGCUUAUGUUAAGGCAGGUUCUUUGAGGGAUGCAGAGUCAAUUGUGUCUGGCAUGGAAAGAUGUGGUUUAUCUCCGAAUGAGCAAACUUAUAGUCUUCUUAUUGAUGCUUAUGCAAAUGAGGGUCGGUGGGAGAGCGCGAGAAUUGUGUUGAAGGAAAUGCAAGAUAAUAAAGUGCAGCCUAAUUCGUAUGUUUUCAGCAGGAUUUUAGCGGGUUAUCGCGAUAGAGGUGAGUGGCAAAGAUCAUUUCAAGUUUUGAAGGAAAUGAAGGAAUGUGGGGUCCAGCCUGAUAGGCAUUUUUAUAAUGUGAUGAUUGAUGCUUUGGGAAAGUAUAACUGCCUUGAUCAUGCAAUGGCAACAUUUGAAAGGAUGAGAUCAGAGGGGAUUCAACCUGAUAAUGUCACAUGGAAUACACUUAUAGAUUGUCAUAGUAAGUUGGGACACCAUAUGAAAGCAGAGGAACUGUUUGAGGAAAUGCGGGAAAGUGGAUGCUUGCCAUGCACCAUGACAUACAAUAUAAUGAUUCAUUCUUUUGGGGAGCAGGCAAGAUGGGAGGAAGUGAAGGUCUUGUUUGGCAAGAUGCAGAGUCAAGGAUUGCUGCCUAAUGUUGUUACUUACACCACACUUGUGGACAUCUAUGGGCAAUCAGGGAGAUUUGGUGAGGCGAUUGAGUGCUUGGAGGAUAUGAAGUCAAAGGGGUUAAAACCAUCCUCAACCAUGUAUAAUGCCUUGAUCAAUGCUUAUGCACAAAGGGGUAUGUCUGACAAAGCAGUUCAUGCAUUUAGAGUCAUGAGAGCUGAUGGUCUAGAACCCAGUAUUUUAGCUCUCAAUUCACUGAUUAAUGCAUUUGGUGAGGAUUGUAGGGUUGCUGACGCCUUCUCCGUUUUGCAAUUCAUGAAAGAAACUGACUUGAAGCCGGAUGUAGUUACCUAUACUACACUUAUGAAAGCUCUAAUUCGCGUGGAAAAGUUUGAUCAGGUCCCUUCUGUUUAUGAAGAAAUGAUUUUGUCUGGGUGCACUCCAGACAGGAAAGCUAGAGCAAUGUUACGCUCUGCACUGCAGUACAUGAAGCAGACACUAAGGUCGUAGUUUACAGCAUCAAGUCAACCAGCUGACCAAACUUCAUGAAUGACACUAAGGUCGUAGUUUACAGCAUCAAGUCAACCAGCUGACCAAACUUCAUGAAUGAUUAUACUUCCAUGCUUUUUGAUUAGUUGAUUAUUGACCCAAGGUAAGCAACUCCAAUCCUGAACUCGUUUAUGAUUGGAUACCAAGUCAUGCGAGGUGCUGUUAUGUUCCAAGAAUAUAUCAAUGACGUGGUAGAUGUUCUCAGCAAGUUCUAUAAAGUUGACAAUUUUGGUUGUCAAAGUGGGCCGGGAAAGACCCACAAAUGCCUUGAACAGGAGAGAUUUUUCAGUGAGACCACAUAUUGUUGUGGGGUCCAAAUACUUUGUCUUGGACCUCAUAUCAAUGUGCGGUGAAGAGGCCUGAUUAAUUUUUCCCUAGCAAGACCCUUCAGUCCCUUUUGUGGAACUGGAGAAGACCCUGUUCCAUAAAAAAUAGAUUGGCCGUUGAGCUUUGUUGAAGUACUCGAUGCUUUGGAAAAACAGGUCAAUGAUUUGCGAAUGCUUGUGAGUACCAUAAAAAUCACCUUGUAAUUUGUAUUGAGUGGCAUUGUGAAAUAGUUCUCUCUUUCUAUAACUUUUCCUAUUUUGAUUAUUUAGGAAGGUUGGUUCUUUUAUGAUAGGUCAUUUUGUCUACCAGAAGGGACUCUUACUGACUCUUACUGGUGUGAUGUUACAGAUCAAGAAUGAAGAGAAAUACCAUAGCUAAAGACUCGAACACUGCUCGUGCAAAAGUGCCAGUAUCUGUAUUAUAGUUGCACAAAUUGUAACUACCUAUUUUUACCUAUUUUAAUGGUGGUUGUAAAUGUCACAGACUCCCAAGUCCAUUAAUCCUGUUGUAUUCAUUUGUGUUUUACUUAACAGAGAAGUGACAAACAAAUAUGGCUGCAUUGUAAAUCAGAUGAACCUAUUAAGUGAGCAAAUUUUCUUUCAUUUCAGUCCUA
Rhododendron vialii is the source of this 3175-nucleotide messenger RNA. RefSeq names its product pentatricopeptide repeat-containing protein At5g42310, chloroplastic. NCBI's taxonomy places the organism in Eukaryota, Viridiplantae, Streptophyta, Magnoliopsida, Ericales, Ericaceae. Gene Ontology annotation, molecular function: protein binding. The record is from RefSeq and is a predicted model, not a curated record. The transcript has 6 exons. The coding region runs from base 103 to 2196 and encodes 697 amino acids.